AUGUCAACAGAAGCACCAAAUUGGCCAAUCGACGGAGGCCAUCGCGCCUGGCUUUCGACCUUUGGGGCAUGGUGGGCUAUGUUCAUCACCUUCGGCUGGGUCAACUCCCUCGGUGUCUUCCAAUCAUAUUACGAACAAAACCUCCUUUCAGACUAUUCCACCUCGUCAAUCGCAUGGAUCGCAUCUGUCCAGCAAUGUCUUACAUACAGCAUGGGCAUUUUCCUCGGCAAAGUGUUUGACAACUACGGUCCACGAUGGCUUCUUAUCUUCGGAGGUCUUGCCCAGGUGUUCGGUCUGAUGAUGACGUCUAUAUCGACAGAGUACUACCAAGUCUUUCUUUCGCAGGCUAUAUGCAGUGCACUUGGCGCUAGUGCUGUUAUGUACGGCACCGUUGGAGCGCUGGCGACAUGGUGGAAAACUCGCAGAGCUGCAGCAUACGGCAUCGCCAUCUCUGGAUCAUCUAUUGGUGGUGUCAUCUUUCCCAUCAUGGUAAAUCGGCUCAUGCCUCGUGUCGGAUUCGGUUGGACGAUGCGAAUUGUCGCAUUCAUCAUUCUUCUCGGAGCUGUUAUGUCAAUAGCGACAAUUCGAUCGAACAGAGCCCACGUCCCGACAUCAUUCAAUACCCGAACUUAUAUCACCCCGUUGAAGGACAUGAGAUUCGUUCUCCUCUGCUUGGCAUUGACACUUUUUGGCUUUGGACUAUUCCUUCCCUUCAACUUUAUUCCUCUAGAAGGACAGUCAAUUGGAAUGUCAUGGGAUAUGUCGAUCUACUCAAUCGUUAUUCUCAAUGCUGUCAGUGUCUUUGGUCGCAUCCUGCCAGGCUUUCUCGCCGACAAGUUUGGGCGCUUCAACAUGAUGGUGGUCUGCACAACCAUGUCCGCCAUCUUGACACUGGCUGUUUGGCUUCCCGGCAAGUCCAAUACAGCAUUACUUUGUUACUCUGCAUUCUUUGGCUUCUUUUCCGGCUGCUACAUCUCGUUGACUCCAGCUCUCGUGGUCGAGGUUUCACCGCCAUCCGAUAUUGGCCAUCGCACUGGAAUACUAUAUUUCUGUAUCUCCAUUGGUGUUCUUGCCGGUAGUCCCAUUGCAGGUGCGCUUGUGGAGGCUAAUGAAGGUGAUUAUACAUAUCUCAAAGUGUUCUCUGGUGUAACCAUGUUAACUGGAGCGGUUCUGGUUGCUCUUCUUUGUCUUUACAUCAAACACCUUGCAAAGAAGACAGAAGUUGCAUCGCAAAAGCAGUAG
Molecule: messenger RNA, 1242 nt
Organism: Fusarium redolens
Lineage: Eukaryota; Fungi; Ascomycota; Sordariomycetes; Hypocreales; Nectriaceae
Product: major facilitator superfamily domain-containing protein
Exons: 1
Coding region: 1-1242 (413 amino acids)
Biological process (GO): transmembrane transport
Cellular component (GO): fungal-type vacuole membrane
Molecular function (GO): transmembrane transporter activity
Source: RefSeq, a predicted model, not a curated record